Alosa sapidissima (American shad) is the source of this 4731-nucleotide messenger RNA. It is a transcript of the gene tfe3b, whose product is annotated as transcription factor binding to IGHM enhancer 3b. Bases 1179 to 2522 code for a protein of 447 amino acids. The record is from RefSeq and is a predicted model, not a curated record. Gene Ontology annotation, biological process: regulation of transcription by RNA polymerase II. NCBI's taxonomy places the organism in Eukaryota, Metazoa, Chordata, Actinopteri, Clupeiformes, Clupeidae. Gene Ontology annotation, cellular component: nucleus. Gene Ontology annotation, molecular function: DNA-binding transcription factor activity, RNA polymerase II-specific; RNA polymerase II cis-regulatory region sequence-specific DNA binding; protein dimerization activity. The transcript has 10 exons.
ACAAAGUAACCCAUCUGGGUAGGUUAAGCUCCCUUCGUAGCCUAGUACAGGCCCACUGGCUGCCAAGUUCAGGACCCUCUCUGUAGGCUGCCUCAUCUCCCUUUGAGAUGAGUCUGACCACUGUGGUGUCGUCAGUAGGCUACAUGAGGGAGCUACAUGGCAUCCUCGUCAGUAGGGUGUAGAAACAGUAGGCUACAUGAGGGAGCUACAGCAAGGGCAUCCUCUGUGGACCUGUUUUGUGCAAUAUGCAAACUGAUGGGGGUCGAAGUCUGGGGGGAGCUGAGGGCCACAGGACGAUAAUCAUUUAGGCUGGUGAUGGUCGACUUAUUCGGCACUGGGAUGUGGCUAAUUUUAGGCAGAGCGGGAUGACUGCUUGGGCCAGGGAGAGGUUGAAGAUUCUGGUUAAGAUGACUGCAAGCUGGUGGGCACACGCUCUGAGCACCUUACCUUACUCCGUCUCCGCCGGCAACCUUCCUGGGUUUCACUGCCAGGAGCAUCUGUCUGACAUCGUGCUCCCUCACAGAUGAUGGAAGUUACAUUUAAAUUACAUACAUUUACACUUCUCAAGCAGUGAUCUCACCAUGAAGAUUGAAAUGUAAACAACAAUUUAAAGUACUUUUAAACCCAUUCUAAACUUUUUUUCGUCGAAUGUCUCUACUCUCUGUUACUCCUACCACCUCCAUGUGUCAGAUUUCAGCAGGUGUGUUGAGUGUGUGACGUAAAUCUCUCCAUCUGGCGUCAGAGGCAGGCAGCUUCAGUGGAAGCUUGCUGAAACUAAUGUCAAUAACAGCUAGCUGAUUUGCUACGAGCUGCAUUGGAAUAACGCUAUUGAUUACGCACUUACAAUGAACUGGUGAGCAAUCUUACAUGAAGAUAUGUCAUCCAAAACGAACUCAUGGGAUACAAAAUAAGGAAAUUACGCUACGAUUGUGGACAUCAGAAAAUGCACGUUAGGCGAGAAGGCUAACUGGUCUUCCAUGAUGCCUGAACAUCCAUGUGUAACUUGCCUAAUCCUAACAUAGCUAGUUUGCAAACUAAUUGGACUUGCUACCUGUGGCCAGCAUUGACGACUGUGAAAACGUGUGAGGGUUGCUAACAUCAACUGUUUUGUAGCUUGACCUCUGACCCCAUCACCCUGUAAAUCUUUCGGUCUUCAACAACCGCCCGCCGCCGGAGCCAUGUCGUCCCGCGUCCUGCUGCGGCAGCAGCUGAUGAGGGAGCAGGCACAGGAGCAGGAGAGGCGAGAGGCCCAGCAGCAGGCCUCGGUGGCCCAGCUCCGGGCCUCUGACUCCUCCCCUGCUAUCUCUGUCACAGUGCCCCCCUCCGCUGCUCGCCCGUCUCCCGCACAGGUACCUGUGGAGGUGCUCAAGGUGCAGACUCACUUGGAGAAUCCAACAAAAUACCACAUCCAGCAGGCCCAGCGACAGCAAGUCAAGCAGUACCUCUCUACCACUCUUGGGAAUAAAGUAGCAACUCAGACUCUCGGGGUGUCGCCCGUACUCCAGUCCAGCUCGGCCCCCGAGAUGGCCCCGUCUGCGAGCAGUGCCCCCAACAGCCCGAUGGCACUGCUGAAUCUGGGGUCCACCAAGGAGGAGAUUGAUGACGUCAUUGACGACAUCAUCAGCCUUGAGUCCAGUUUCAAUGAUGACAUUAUGUCAUUGAUUGACUCUGGCCUUCAGCUUCCUAAUACGCUACCAGGGAAUCUCCUGGAUGUCUACAGCAGUCCUGGCAUGGCCACUCCCACCAUUACAGUUAGCAACUCCUGUCCAGCAGACCUCCCCAAUAUCAAAACGGAACUGACAGAGGUCGAAGCGAAGGUUCUCAUGAAGGAGAGGCAGAAGAAAGACAACCACAACCUCAUUGAGAGGAGGAGGAGGUUUAACAUCAAUGACCGCAUCAAGGAGCUGGGCUCACUUAUACCCAAAUCCAGUGACCCGGAGAUGCGCUGGAACAAAGGCACCAUCCUGAAGGCCUCGGUGGAGUACAUCCGCAAGCUGCAGAAGGAGCAGCAGCGCGCCAAGGAGGUAGAGAUGAGGCAGAAGAAGCUGGAGCACGCCAACCAGACCCUUCUGAUGCGAAUACAGGAGCUGGAGAUGCAGGCUCGCCUCCAUGGCAUCCCCGGCACCUCCGCACUGGGCCCAGACGCCUCUCUUCAGGCCCAGCAGCAGCAAGGAGUCAACCCCCAGGCCUCCCGUGCGGACCUCCACUCCCAGACGCUCCUGAGCCUGGACGUGGGCUCCAUGGCGCAGGCCUCCUCGUCCUUCCUCUCCCCGCCGCCGUCCGGCUCCCCGGUGGGGGUCACCAUCAGCAGCCCCCUGGACCUCGGCGCGCUGAGCUUCGCCGAACUGGACGACCCCGCCGCCACCUCCCUGUACCCAGACGUGGGGCUGGGGGACAUCCUGAUGGACGAGGACUGUGGCCUGGCGCUGGCCCAGUCCACGGCCGAGCCGCUGUUCUCCGUUUCGCCUGGGGCCUCCAAGAACAGCAGCAGAAGCAGCUUCAGCAUGGAGGAAGACUUGUGACAGAAGCUUGGAGCAGUAGCUGACACAAAGACUGUGUGUGUGUGUGUGUGUGUGUGUGUGUGUGUGUGUGUGCGCGUGUGUGCGUGCGCGUAUGUGUGUGUGUGCGUGUUGAGGGACAGGGUGUAUGUGUACUGUGGUGCUUAUUAUGUCCAUGUUUAACAGAAAUUGCAUGUUUUGUUUUUUAUGUGGUGAGAUCACCUUUUCAGAACCUCGCCACAGCUUACGUUUUCCCAAUGGCAUAGUCAUACAUCACUCCCAAUCAGGUUUAGUAUAAUAAGACAAGGCAUACCUCACAGGCCACACGGAAUAGAUAGUCAGUGGUUCCCUGGAAUGUAAGAUUUUAAUCAGUAAUCAUACAAAAUAUAGCUAAUAUAAUAAAAAUAAAACAGUAGCACAAAUAUGGUUUGUCAGUGUGGAAGAUGUGAUACUAUGAAUAGUGUUUUCAUUUAUUUGUAUUUGAGCAUUCAAAACAGAGAAGGGAAAUCAACCAUCAAAUCAUUGGUUAUUAUGUAUUUUCAUAUGAACACUUAAAAAUUAAGGAUGGGUGAUUCACUAAAAGUUUGUGGGAUGGGUUUGAGGGCUGUGCAAAUAUUGACAUCAGGGUGCAAUACAAGUGAUCAGUGUACUCAACAUGAUAUUUUUUUUUCUGAAACCAAAGGGAUAUUCUAGGGGAACUAUAUUGUUGGUGUCUGUUUUUUAAGAUGUAUUUUUUUCCAGCUUGUAUAUGUAUUGCACCUUAUCUUUUUGCAUCUGUGUUCUUUGAAAUACCUCUCAGCUGUCCGUAGCACUUUAAGCUGGUGUCCACCUCCUAAAUGUUUUUUUCCCAGCCUCCUAACCAUUUGUUUGUUAGCCUCAGUGCACACAUUGAACAUUUCUCAGAACUAUAUUUUAGCACCAUUAUUGACUUUCAGAGGAGUUCAAUUUGCAAUAUUGCCUGAGUAAUUUGUGUGCAGUGGAAUAUUUUGUUUUUUCCUGUACCACUCUUGCAUGCUCGCUGUAAGGGUGAUAGGUGUGUGUGCUCCCUGGCUUCGCUCAAACAUAAUAAUGACAUGAUUAUAUUAAUUAUGAGUUCUGGCUUCUCUACUUCAGCAUAUUAUAUUGUUUCACACAGUAUUUUAGCGUGUCAUGUUGUUUCACCCGUUAACUUAAUUGUGUUGUUGUUUUUGGGAAGCUUUAAUCACUGCUCAGUCACUAACAUCUAUAUACUAGAUAUGUUCAAUAAUCCAGUUGUACAAAAUUAUGACAUUGCGUCCGUAUUCAAUUCAAGAGAUUUUAACAAUGGACUUCAAGCCAAAAUAAAUCAUGACUGAAUGAUUUUGUGUUCUCAUUUGAAUAGAGUGCCUUUAGUGCAAACCAAGACCAGAGAUACCCAUGCACAAAAUGCACAAAGGGUACAACAAAGCAUGUUUCAGAGUGUACAUGUUUAACACAUUGAUUUUUAAAAAAAAUCAGAACACAUCUAAGUAAUAGGUGUUGUUAUUUGUCCAUCAUCAUGGAAUCAUUAUCCACUCUGCAAUGUUAGUAAGGGUUGACUCCUAACAUGUCUGAAAUUGUAUGCAUUACACCACUGUUUCUUCACAUUUUUCAUGAACAGUUUACUUUCCUGGUUUCAUUUUGAUUUCCAAAUUAAGGGAUGCAAUUACGGUCAUUGUUCUCAGUACUGUAGCACAAACUGUCCAGCUGUUGUUGUGUUUAAAGCUCCAACAUUAGCAGCUCCAUACCAGGAAUGUCAGAUACUCACAGAAUGUAAACAUUUUACUUUUUAAAAAGUUUUAAAGUUUCCUUUGACAACUGUCUUCAUCUGCUGUUUGAACCGGUGUUGUGUUUAGCAUAACAUUAACAAUAUUCUGUGUACUAAUAUGCAAUUGAAUGUGAAAUGUCUCUAGGGAAUCUCACUAGAAUGCUGAGAAUUGCAGUGCUCUAGUGGCUUGUUUAUACUUCUAUUUGCCGUCUGUUUUGAAUGUAUUCUAUCUGGUAGUGCUGAGAACUCCUCACACGAAGAGAAGGGAGAGUGUUCAUGAAUAUGCAUUUUUUAAAAUUACUUUAUGCAAGGACUGCCGGACAAUGCAAAUGCUCCUUUGUUUUAAGGGAAUGUUUUAGAUUAGGUUAAUAGAGUCCCAUGGUGCAUUUUAUAGAAAAGUUAUACAUUUUGUAAUUGUGUCCAUAACCUUCAAAUUAACAAAUCAAAAUAAAUGUCAAGGGAAACCUG